CUGAACGAUGCUGUAAAGCAUUUUCAGUUGGUCCUGGAUCAAUGUCCGGUCGGUCAUCCUCACCAGGCAGCGGCUCUCACCAACCUCGUGCGGGCCCGCCUUGAAGGCUAUAUUCAAAACGAUCUUCGAGACAUCAACUCUAUCACUUCUCUCUUCCACGAAGCCCUUGCAUUGCGUCCGUGCCCCAAGGGACAUUCUGAACACAACGUCUACCUGAAUAACUUGGCCUUGUCACUUAAUUACCGCUUCGAUCACCAAAGUAACUCUCGUGACUUUGACAAUAUCAUUAGAUCCAUCAGCCUCCAGCGCGAGGCACUGAUGUUGCACCCGCCUGGGAAUCCAUAUCGUGAUAACACGGUUAACAACUUUGCCCUUGCGCUUAAAACCAGAUAUGACAAAUUGGAUGCUAGUGAGGAUCUCGACGAGACCAUCAACCUGUUCAAGGAUUCACUUCGGUUAAGACCGCAUGGCCAUCCAGGUCGCCAUAUAACUAUUGUCAGCUUGAGCUCGGCGCUUUGUUGUCGUUUCACGCACACUCGGAAGAAUGAAGAUGUUGAGGAAGCCAUUCGACUCUGCCAAGAGUCGUUGGAGGCUUUGCCUUCACUACACCCAGAUAGGUAUUUCAGC
Suillus subalutaceus is the source of this 627-nucleotide messenger RNA. RefSeq lists its product as uncharacterized. The record is from RefSeq and is a predicted model, not a curated record. Gene Ontology annotation, molecular function: protein binding. The transcript has 2 exons. The annotation marks the transcript as partial. NCBI's taxonomy places the organism in Eukaryota, Fungi, Basidiomycota, Agaricomycetes, Boletales, Suillaceae.